Molecule: messenger RNA, 1923 nt
Organism: Rana temporaria (common frog)
Lineage: Eukaryota; Metazoa; Chordata; Amphibia; Anura; Ranidae
Product: perforin-1-like
Exons: 4
Coding region: 57-1691 (544 amino acids)
Source: RefSeq, a predicted model, not a curated record
CGGUGUGCUUAUCACUGAGAUCAGAGAACUGACAUCCACGUUGGGGUUCAUUUUCAAUGCAACUGAAUAUGUGGCUCAUCUUGGUUCUUCUCAGCUUUGCCACCUCUACCCACUGCCAAUCUCACCCCCCACUCACCUACGCCUGCCAAACUGCCAAGAAACCACAAUGCGAUCAACUCCAUUUUGUCCCCGGGCACAAUCUUCUUGGUCAAGGCUUUGAUAUUGUGACCAUGAAGCAGACCAGGGCUCACCUGCUGGAUCUCCAGACAUUUUCUACACAGAACAACACCUGCACUGUCUGUCGCAACCCAUAUAUGAACAAGGCUUGGCAAAAGGUGCCCCUUGCAAUGGUGGACUGGAGGCCCCAGGCAUCCUGCUCUCGGAAGAUCAGCAGUGAGGUCUCCCGAUCUUCUGCAUCUCUGGCUGAGGAUUCUACAUCUGAUGUGAAGAAUGACUGGGAAGCUGGUCUAGAGGUCACCCAUCCUGGGGUGACCGGCAAACUGGUAACUGGUGGUUCUCAUUCCGAAGUAGCAAAGUUUGGUGAGAGUAAGACCAGCACAGACCGUUACAGCUUCAUCAAGCACCAUAUGAGUUGUGUCUAUUACAGCUUCCGACUUUCAGACCUCUCUCCGCUGAGCAAAGAUCUAAAACGGGCCUUGGAGUCUCUGCCACCGACUUAUGAUGCCACCACUAAAGCAAACUACAGACGUCUAAUUAGCAUCUACGGCACUCAUUAUAUCACCAAAGCAGAUGUAGGUGGCAAAGUGCAAGAGGUCAACGCCAUCAAGACCUGCCAAGUCACCAUGGAUGGCAUGUCCAUGGAGGAGCUGAAAGAUUGUCUUAACGUUGAGGCUUCAGUUUCUGUCAUAGGGAAAGGUGAAGCAAAUUCCAAAGUUAACGCCUGCAAGGAACUUAGCCAAAAAUCCAACAGGGGGGAGAGUUUCCAUCAGACGUUUAAUGAGAAGAGUUGGGAGGUGAGAGGAGGGAAGAUCAAAUUUGAGCAGCUCUCCUUUGAUGUAAAGAAUGCAGACGUAAACGCUUUCAAGGCCUGGAUGGAAAGCCUAAAGACUGACCCCGAUAUCAUAUCCUACUCUCUGGACCCCAUCCACAACCUGGUUGAAGCCAACAGACCUCAGAGACAAAGCCUACAGAAAGCCAUCAGCGCGUACAUCUUGGAGAAGGCCCUGCAUAGGAGCUGCUCUUGCCCAUCGGGUUCCCAGCUGAGUCCUGGUAAAGAGUGCAACUGCGUUUGUCCUACUGGUGGAGGCCAAAAUAUAAACUGUUGCCCCGCAAAAAGGGGAUUUUCCAAAGUGGUGGUCACUAUACAACGUGCCUCAGGCCUUUAUGGGGACUACGGUUCACAGACUGAUGCCUAUGUCAAAAUAAGUGCUGGGUCGAGUUCUGCUCGGACAGAGACCAAAUGGAACAACGAUAAUCCAAAAUGGAACACAAGGAUUGACCUCGGAGUUUUGGAACUCAGUCCAGGGUUUAGCGUGAAGGUGGAGGUUUGGGAUGAGGAUAAUAAAUAUGAUGAUGACCUGCUUGGAAAAUGUGAAAAAAAAAUCAACAGUGGUGUGAAGGACGAGGUUUGUUACCUUGACAAUGGUAGUGUGACUUUUACAGUGAGUGUACAAUGCCUCCCCCACCUGGCUGGGCCCCUUUGUAAGGACUAUGCUCCUUCCACUAGUUAGACACGUCUUCUAUAGUCCAGCCACUGACUUUAGGAAGAACUCUGAACUCCAAAAACACUUUACAUAGUUUGUUUGGGCCAAGCUGGCCCAAACUAUGUCCCUCACUAACCUGUGAGGCCACUGGGAGUGUGUUCUGGGUGCGAGCGGAGACUUCUGGCGGGCUGAUGAUGUCACUACCUCUGAUUCAGCCAUUUAGGCUGCAUUCACACCUGAACGCGGCGUAUUGUACCGC